Phalacrocorax carbo (great cormorant) is the source of this 2297-nucleotide messenger RNA. Lineage: Eukaryota; Metazoa; Chordata; Aves; Suliformes; Phalacrocoracidae. The record is from RefSeq and is a predicted model, not a curated record.
CAUUGAUUGCUGUAGCCGUUGUUCCCAGGGGACACUAAAGUGAGAGGUUACAGUAAACUGAACGGAUCUGUAAGACUACAGAAGGAAUAGCACAGUUAUUGACAUAUCAAUUAUCACUAUUUAAAUUAAUACUUUGUUGCAAUAAAUACAGUAUUGCAGACCUCUUGCGGUUAGGAUAGCUGACAUAUCUUGAGGUCCCAAAAGACAGAACCUUGUUUUCAACGGUAGCGGCACAGAGUCCAUUUUAAAGUAAUUUCUGAAGAACAAUGGGAUGCAGGGAUGCCUGAAAGUCAAGGGAAAGGUGGCGAAAGCCACAUCAGCAGCAAUAGUUCCGGCACUAGCAAUUCCGUUGCUUGCUUCGGACAGUAUCAAUACACAGCAAGUGAAUAUCAAGCUAUCCAGCAUGCUCUUCGUCAGAGACUGGGUCCAGAAUAUAUCAGCAGUCGGCAAGCUGGAGGAGGACAAAAGGUCUGUUACAUCGAGGGUCACAAGGUAAUCAGUCUGGCCAAUGAGAUGUUCGGCUUCAACGGCUGGGCUCAUUCAGUCACUCAGCAGAAUGUUGACUUUGUUGACCUCAACAACGGCAGGUUCUAUGUGGGGGUCUGUGCAUUUGUGAAAGUUCAGCUUAAGGAUGGGUCAUACCAUGAAGAUGUGGGUUAUGGAGUCAGUGAAGGCCUGAAGUCUAAGGCCUUGUCCCUAGAAAAGGCAAGAAAGGAGGCAGUAACAGAUGGACUGAAGAGGGCACUCAAGUGCUUUGGGAACGCUCUUGGGAACUGCAUCCUAGACAAAGACUACCUACGAGCCGUGAAUAAGCUUCCACGUCAGAUACCCCCUGAGUUAGAUUUGGUCAAAGCUAAAAGAGAGGACUAUGAGCCUGAAAUAGAGAAAGCAAGAUACAAUAGCUGUUUGGAAAGGCAGAACGCAGGAGGGAGACAACAUUGUGAGAUGGCAUCUGCGUGUAAGCCUGGUCAGACAGAGGCUGCUGUAGCUAUGGUAGAUCAGAAACAGCCAAAUAGUUCCAGGGGCAGAAAUGUAGAUUCCUUAGCUAUCGAGUGUGAUGCCACUUACCAGCGGAAAUUGCGACAAAAGCAGCUACAGCAACAGUUCCGGGAACAGAUGGAGAAAAAGCAUCAGGUUCCAGUAGUUACUCCUAGCAGCAAACAGGCAACACUGGAUCCUCCUGUAAAGCACAGCACCCCAGCAGCAGUACAACAGGAACUAUCAAUAGGAGAGGAGUUCUUUGCAGAUGAUCCUGAGCUCUGGGACAUUUCCUUGGAGACCAUUGAUCUUAAGAUAAUGGGUCAGAAAAUGGCAGAGCCAUCAGCUGGACACCAGAUGCCUGAAACACCCCGCGGAUGUCAUCAAAUGACUACUCGUAACAGGACCCCUCACAGAAUGAGCUACCACAAAGCUUCUGCUAGACUCACACAAUUGCAGCCAUCUGCUACAAUCGUGAGCAACGGCAGCUCUGCUGGCCAGCAUAUCCCAGAGCGCAGCCCCUACAGGAGAAGUCAAAGCUUGAAGAGGAGGAGGCUAGAACCUACAUAAGACACUUAACGGAAUCGUCACCUCCAUACUGGAUUACAGCAGAAGACUGCAUUGACUGUUCAGAUCAUGUGAGGAAGCCAAAUGCACUAAUGGACUUCCCUGUAUAUUAUGGUGAAGCAACACAGAAGUUUAAUACCACCAGCGAGAACUCAACGUCUUUUAGGUUACUACAUGUUUCAGAUGCCUUCUUCUAUAAACAAGCAAGCACUUGUACUUCCGCAGCACUAGACAUGCAGCUGUAUCACAAGCUACCUUUAUACACAAGUUGCCUGAAAAGGUAACAGGAUUAAUCUUUAAAAUGAGACGCGAUUUGUAGCUUCCUUCUCCCUCAGUGUCAAACUUCAGCACAGAGAAAAGCGCUUCUCCAUAAAAUGGGGAGAAGGGCGGGUUACGGCAGGAUGACAAAGCCCACGAGCUGUGGUCGCCCAUUCAGUGAGACUGAGGGUGCGAGGCCACAGCAGUGUCUGCCUCGGAGGUGCUGACCACCCCUUUGCCCUGUGGCUGCGCAAACAGGGUCAGAGCCCAUUGCUCCUCCUCAGCCAUAUGGGAUUCCAGUCCAGCAGCAGCACAUCCAGCUGUGCCUGCGCUGUGGGGCAGGAGCACGCUGGGACUGCUGUGUGCAACUCCCUGGCAGCAUCUCAGACCAUGGUUGCUGGGACCCUUUGUAAAAGAAAUGGGAGCUGCACUUGUUUUUAAAUAAGCUUUCAAUCCUUUUCAAUAUAAAAAUAAACAUGAAAUUUGAAAGACAA